This is a messenger RNA of Amborella trichopoda, 964 nucleotides long. RefSeq names its product profilin. Gene Ontology annotation, molecular function: actin monomer binding. Lineage: Eukaryota; Viridiplantae; Streptophyta; Magnoliopsida; Amborellales; Amborellaceae. Gene Ontology annotation, cellular component: cell cortex. The record is from RefSeq and is a predicted model, not a curated record.
GAAAUGAAAAGAGGCCACAUAAAGGAGGGGAGAAACUCGAUAAGUCUAACGGGUGUCAGGGGUAGUUUCGGUAUCAAGCUAUUUCACCACUGGUUUAAAUAGCGGCGGAUGUGAGGGGCCUUUACGAAAUCCGGCUGAUUGGGUGGUGAGUAAAGGCGGAAUAGUGUUCCAUUUCUUGCCUUCACUGGCUUGCAGGGGCUAAACUUUGAAGAACUUCUAGAGAGAGAGAGAGAGUGAGAGUUGUAAAGAUGUCGUGGCAGGCGUACGUUGAUGAGCACUUGAUGUGUGAGAUCGACGGCCAGCGCCUCUCGGCAGCUGCCAUCAUCGGCCAAGAUGGCAGCGUCUGGGCUCAGAGCGAUAACUUCCCUCAGUUUAAACCUGAUGAGAUCAAUGGCAUCAUGAAUGACUUCAAUGAACCUGGAUCCCUUGCCCCUACUGGCCUAUACCUUGGAAGUACAAAAUAUAUGGUUAUUCAGGGUGAGCCAGGUGCAGUUAUCCGAGGAAAGAAGGGAUCAGGUGGUGUUACUGUCAAGAAAACCAACCAGGCCUUGAUCUUAGGCAUCUAUGAUGAACCCAUGACCCCAGGCCAAUGCAACAUGAUCGUCGAGAGGCUUGGUGACUACCUCAUCGACCAGGGCCUUUAGUUCUUUAGUACGCGUGUUUCUACUUUGGUUCUCUUUUGGGGCUGUAAUUCUCUCUGGUAUUUGAUUGCUUCUUCCUUAUAGCCGUGAAACUGGCACUGGAGUUGUGUUUCAGAGAAUAAUUAAUUUGGAGGUCUCACAUAGGGAACACUAUUUGAGGACAAGGUAUUUGUUGGUGUGAAGGGUAUUUCAAUAUUUUCUCUUCCUUCUCUGUUUUCAUAUAUUUCCUGGCAUAUUUGUGUAUUGCUGAUCCCUUUAGAUGGGGAAUGUGAUUUUCAAAUGAGAGAUAUAUCUAGAGGUUUUGGGUGUUUGAAGCCUGUUCA